Messenger RNA from Actinia tenebrosa (Australian red waratah sea anemone), 7987 nucleotides. RefSeq lists its product as uncharacterized. Gene Ontology annotation, biological process: regulation of transcription by RNA polymerase II. NCBI's taxonomy places the organism in Eukaryota, Metazoa, Cnidaria, Anthozoa, Actiniaria, Actiniidae. The record is from RefSeq and is a predicted model, not a curated record. Gene Ontology annotation, cellular component: nucleus.
CCUAUGGUCAGCAAGCUCACAAGAACGCCCGGGCCUUUUAAUGCACAGCCUUCAGACUUGUCUCAUGUUUUGGCCGUAAAAUCACUCAUUUCGUCUACCUAAAGCCUUGAAAAUCUUCACACAUCGAGUUCAAGUAUCCGGGGACACGUUUACAUCAAAAACUCUACAGUUUUACAGGAUAAUUUGGAAACAUUUAUAUCUUGAAGAUUAAAAGAUAUGAAUAACAAUAUGAAAAGCAGAAAAUAGCAUUUGACUGUGUCCAUCAAUAUCAUGACAGUUAUUGUCCCAGAGAUUAACACUCGGACAUCUGUGGAAAAGAUAGUAUCACCCCCAGCUACUGGGAUUAUAACAAAUGGCUUUGAAGAAUGGAAAGAUGAUGAAACACCUGACAAUGAUASUAUAACCAACUUACCACAGUGUUUGGAUGAAGAGACAUCCUUCACAGCAACAAUWAAGAGCACUUCUGAUUCAAUCUCAAUGGUCUUUUCCAAAAACAAAACUCCACAUAAGAAGGAAACAAGUAUGGCAAAUGGUUCUGUUUUUCCUGGAUCUGGGAUGAAAGUCGUCAGCAGAGGCCGUCGGCGCAGUGUAGAUAAGCAGUAUAAGCCAACACAGCCAACCAAUAGUGGUGGUAGUAGAGGUAGCACUAGAAGAAGUGGAAGGUAUCAAAAUUAUGACAAUAAUUCUAGUAAUGGAAACUCAGGAGCUGAUGGAAAUGGUGAAGACAAUGAUGACAGUGAUGACGAUGAUGAUGAUGAAUAUAUAGAUGAAGAUGAUGAUGAUGAAGAAGAGGAUGAGGAAGAGGAGGAAGAGGAAGAGGAUGAUGAGGAUAAUAAAAAUGAAGAAGAAGAUGAAGAUGAAACUGCAAAYGGGCGAGACAAAACUGCUAAUAGUAUGGAUAGCAUCAAUGAAAAACUCUUGAGCUCACUGAACAUUAAGGGUUCAGAUGAUACAUCUGUGGUGAUGAUGAAUUCAGGGACCUCUGAGAUGACGUUAGCACCUGCUCCAUCAGGUACCCCAGUAAACCUGGAGGGAGUUAUCURCCAUGAGACAAUGGGAGGUGUUUUAGUAGUGAACAUAAAGUGGCGUAACAAGAUUUAUUGUGGUUCUCUUAUGGAUUGUACUAGGCAUUCUUGGGCUAGACCCAGAUUUCAGUCAUCAGACAGUAGUAAUCAAGGCAAAACAAGACUGGGCAAAAAUAAUGGCAGAGGGAAAGGCAAGGGAAGAGGAAGGAGAUUGAGAAAUGAAUCAGUAAACAGAGAUAAUGCUAAUAAUCAUACAGUGAGUCCCCUAAAGCAAAAACUACGUGGGAGAAAGAAAACCAUGUCAGGAAGUUCCACUGAUAAAAGGACUGGCUUUCGUUCAAGUAAAAGAAAGGCAAAGAACAACGAUGAUGAUAGUGACGACUCGAUAAGACCCGGAAAAAGAAGUUGUACCAUGAAAGGGGCUCCAUCACCUCAACCAUCACCAACUCUUAUCGAAUGUCCUGAACCAGGCUGUGAGAAGAAAUACAAACAUAUUAAUGGUCUGCGGUAUCAUCAGGCCCAUGCGCACCUGGAAUCUAAGACUCAGGAUGACGAUGCGAACUCGGACGAUAGAUCCAGCACUACUCCUUCCCCAAGCGAUGAAUUCAAAGAACCUGAUCCAAGAAUAACCACAAAAGGCAGGGCGUCAUCCAGAAACCGCAGUGAAUCGCCUUCCAUUACACAGGACAAAAACAACACUAACAUCGAUAAAGAUGUCAGUAAUACAGAAGCCGAUAAGAAACCUAAGAACGAGCCAAUCAAAGACGAGGAUGAGCCUGCAAAUUUAUGGGAUGCGGAACCUGAGAAAAAGCCAGAUGAUAAUGAAGUUGUGGAUAAAAAWCAGAAAGAAGAACCUAAAAAGGAGGAACAUAUUGAUGAUAAAAGUAAUACAAUAGACGUAAACGAAAGUCCCGAAGAAAAUGGCGAGGUAUGCGAUGUGAAAACCCAAGAACAUAGCAUUGAAGGAGAAUUCGUUGAAGUUGCCGACAAGUCAACGGAUACUCGUAUGAUGAACUCUACUGGAGAAUCAAAAGAAGUGACGUCAUAUCCGUGCGACAAGCACACUGGGAUCUCCCUAGAGAUGGUAAUACCAGCAAGUGAAGUACCGGAAGUGGCAGACACACAGGAAGUGUGUGUGACUGUCCUUGACAGUGGCUGUAUCAGUAAUACAAAAUACGAGGARUCUGGGUCUGUGAAUAUUGAUGAUGUCAUUAGUAGCCAAAGCGAGGCUAUGGAUGACAAUGUUAAGCUAGAAAAAGCUGAGAGCCAAGAUUUUGGUAAAGAAAGCGAGGUCGAUUCUGUCUUUGACUMUAAAGACGACAGACGACAGAUAAUGUUGACGACUGGUAGUAUAAAUCAGCUGGGAAUUGAAGUGGAGGAUAUUAGUGAAAACGAAGAGGAUAUAGAUCCUGGGCAAGACACAGAAUUCAACAGUCGAGAAGAAAUGGAAAAGGCWGUAGAAAAUUUACAGACUGGCUCGUUCGUCGCUUCUAUGAGCACAGAAAAUAACUUACAAAUGCUCUCUUCUUUAAAAGAUCCUAGUUUGAUCUUUGGACUAACUAACAGAGAUAAAACCAGCGAGGAUGGUGCAACAACUACUGAUACUAGUCGUACUGAAGAUAUUUUCUCGAUUCUUCCACGGAAUAGGCAGUUGAACGAUGAGGAUGCUGAUCAGAUUACAGAGAAUUCGAUUGAUUCUGAGUUAGAGGUCGCCACGCGGCCUUUGAUUGGAGUAGCGGGCGAGAAUCGAGACGACAGCAAAAUUUCGGCUGAUUCUGUCCCUUCCUUGUCUGCUAAGUCAGAACACGAAACGCUUGAGAAAUCUUUUAGUAACUCGCCGUCGUCUAUGAGUGUAGAAAACCUUGUGUCUCGUAGCAUCUCUGCAAGUAAACUACAACCACCUUUGACUAAUACCGACACUCCAUCAAGUCGUUUUAAAUACUUUACGUGUAGAAGCUAUGGCGAUGAAGCUUAUAGUCGGACUGCUUCCAAUAUCACUAAUACUAAUGCUGUGACUACUCUGGCUUUAAUACGAGACCCUGACUUAAUAAAACAAGAUAAUUUAUCGGAGAAGAAUGCGAACUCUAUCGACUUACAGGCAGCUACAAUGAACACACAUAAAGAUCCCGUGGCGAGCGUUGUGGAAAAUGUAGGACCUAGCUAUACGGGUUCUGCGGGAUUUGAUCGGGAUUGUACGACAUCGUCAAUACAUACUAGAGGUCCUAAGGAGGAGCACAAAGGAGAGAGCUUUAYGGGGGAUAUCAUUAGAUCUAAGAAUUACGGGUCAACGGGGAAUCUUAGUGUUGAUAAACAGCGCCGAAAUGAAUCCAGCUCUAAAGUGUCUUUUAGCUCUCCAAAAAGUGCUAUCACCACUACCGCUACUACUUAUAACUUACAACAAUAUAGUCCCAAAUCCGAAGAAUCUAACAGUAUAAAAAAGGACAGCAAUGAUGAUGUUGGUUGGGUUAACUUAGAGAAGGAAAGUUCGAACCAGUCAAAUGAAGGUGAUGUUUCWAGUGCUCUUUCGGAGGGUACUGGUGAUGAAGGAAAGAAAGACGGUGACAGGGAAAAGUCAUCAUCGAGGAUGUUUCUAAGGCAACCGCCUACAUUGAUUCCAAAACAUAGCAGACCAACRCCCCCGAUACUUCCGGUGGGCGUGGCUCAUCCUUAUCAGUACAGCACAGUGUCUGUCUGUGACAUCUCCUGGUCGUCAAGAGCUGUGUCGACCAGAACCUGUAUGUCAUAACACGCCUUCCAAACCCGAUACAGAACUAGAAAGCAAGCCUCCAAUACUCAAGAAAGUCGUCGCAGAAAAAGCGCACCCUAUCCCAGUGGGAGAAGUAGGCCCGGUAGCUGUAAAACGACCUGCAAUACACGCGGGACUACCUACAGUCAUACCCGCAGGGGCACCUGUACUCAAGAGUCAGGGGUCGUUACAUACUUCAAUCAGACAAGGUCUCAAGCCACCAGGUCAAGAAGAGCGAGCCUCAACACCUGGAGGUCUGAGCUCUAGAUUGUCUGGUAGUCCCAGACCUAUGCCCAGUAGUCCGCGACCAUUAUCGACUAGUCCCAGGCUCCCGCUGCCAAAGGCUAAGAUCUCCGAGAAUAAAUCUUCUACGGCUAAUGAGAGUCUUAGCUCAUCUUCGUCAUCAGAAAAAUCGGUCAAAGAUACUGAUACUGAUGUCGUCAUCGUAAAGGAAGAGCAUGAGCCUGCAAGUGACAAGGGCAGCAGCAUCGAUGCAGAGAAGAUAAAGGACAGGAAGCGAAGCCCUUACCAAUCGUCAAAGGUGCAACUGACUACUGAAAAUUACAUGUACCAGCUGCAACAGAGACAAAUGUAUCAGGCUGGCAUGGAAUUAGCUUACAUGCCGCCUUUCGCGAGCCCUUGGCACCUCAGCAUGUCUCCCGAACGGAUAAAACUAUUACAACAACAUCAUUAUCGUAUGAGAGCCGAGGAAGAGACCAGAGAGAUCUCAAAGAACCCAAAGGAAGAUCCUAACAAACUAAGAAUGGAGAAACGAGAGUCCAGUAGUUCCAURGAAAGACGCACAGCAUCAGAAGGGCGAACAACUGAACAGGUCGUAAGAAGCACUCCACCACGACCAGAAAGACGGCUUAUUACGGGUAUUUCAUCCCCCAGCGAAGUAUCUAGAAGUAGUACAUCUGAUGGGUUGAACCRGGGGGUGCCGCGCUUAACCCAGGUGGACGAACCUCCAGAGAAGAAGAUGAGAGCAGAGUAUUCAAAGAGUGAUGAUGCAGAACGAGAACUUCAAAARCUAAGACAUAAAAGACAAGAAGAAUACUUGUCCAAGCAAAGCAUGCAGCACAAGUUUACUAUGUUCAAGCAACUAGAGAGUGGUGGAGGUGCUGCUAAAACGCAUUCUAUACCACCACUGACCACUACCAAUAAAGAUCGACUGGGAGAAAGAGAAGACGACUAUCCCAAAUCGAAAUAUGCCCAGCGGUCUCCUUAUGGAGAAAGUCUACAACCAAGAACACAGGAAACAAGUAAAGUGACUACCUCAAAUGAAGCAAACUCAUCCGACUCAUCUAAAAGCAGAGACACUAAUCGAGACAGCUCCAGAGACACCCACCUCAAACCAACAAGCAAGCAUACAUGGACAUCAUCAUCAUCAUCAUCAUCAUCUAGACUUUCCGAUACCCCUCCCAGUGAGAGGACAUCAUCAUCAUUUAGACCUACACAAUUCCAGGCAUAUCUACAACAUAAUCAGAUGAUCGAACCGAUGAAUUAUGAUCCUGCUACAGGUAAUCCAGUGUUAAUACAAACUUCAAUGGCUUUAAUGCCACAUCAACUGCCCAUGGAACUUGGAGGAGCCAUGAAUCUGUCGUCUACAAGUGUUAUAACAUCAUCAGUAUCAACUCCUACAUCUGUACCUUCACGGCUUAAAGAACGAGAACGUUUAAGCCCAUACAGAGGGACUAACGUUGAUCAAUCACCUUCAAGUUCUUCACAUUCACAUUCGAGAUCUUCAAGAUCUCGCAGUCCAGGUAGAGAUGCAUCACCAAAACCAUCAUCUCAUUCCAAAUCUACAUACUCCAGAAACAAUGAUAGACCAAGAAGUCCACUAUCACAUGCACGCAGUCCUUACAAAACUCCUGAUAAAACCCCUUCUAGUUCACCUUCAGUAGUAUCUAGUUCUCAUCUACACAGAAGUGGUGGUGAACGCAUGUCUAGUACAGCCACAGUAGGGUCUAGAAGUUCACACAGAAAUAGUGAAAGAUCAUCAAGUCCAUUGAAACACAGCCAUAAAGAGUCAUAUAGAGUACCAACAAGUUCGCCAUCGAGAAGUUCUGUUUUCAACAGAGGGGAUAGGUCGGCAUCACCUCCUAGGAGCCAAGCACACAAUGAAUAYCGAUUCAAACAGCGAUCCGAGUCCAGCAGUAAUACAGUAUCAACAGACAGCUUGUCAAAGGCUAAAACUGCGCAUGAAGACCCCGGAUAUAGAGGACAAGAGAGACGUGAUGCUGAAGCAGCCUUACAGCUAAGACCAGGGAUAAUAUCAAAUAACUUGGCUGUUAGAAGAGGGGACGUUACUCCCAGUAUGUUAAUGGUUACACCWGCUCAAGAAGAGGAACUAAUUAGAAGACAUCAUCAUUAUAUGUUAUACAUGCAACAACAAGAACAGGCUGCUUAUGCAAUGAUGUCCUCAAAUCAACAAAAUGCUCCUAGAUCAGGUUCCUACUAUGCAAAGAGACAAUAAAGAUGACACUCGAAUGGCAGCCUUACAUGUACGGCAUCACAUGCACACUUCCUGGAGUUCGAAACCCUUUACUUCUAUGACUUUCGAAAGCUUUCAUGUAUAAAUAUUCUUUGAACGUUUCUCCCACUUUGAGUGGGUUCAGGGUGCAAGCCAUGGAAUAGCUAGACGUCAUCCAUUCUCAAGCCCUAAAGAUACCUCAGCUGGGUCUCCCAGUUUGAGUGGGUUCAGGGUGCAAUCCAUGGAAGAGCUACAACAUCAAACAUUACAUCUACUCUGUGCAUACACUGGUGAUUAUCCUUGUAUUGUGGAAUCUUAAGACGUCAUCCAUUUUCAAGCCCUAAAGCUGCCUCUGUUGAGUCUAUUAGUUUGAGUGGGUUCAGGGUACAAUCCAUGGAAGAGCUACAGCAUCAAACAUUACAUCUACUCCAUGCAUACAGUGGUGUUGACUACUGUUUUAUGUCAUCUCAAGAUGUCAUCCAUUCUCAAGCCCUAAAGAUGCCUCUGUUGGGUCUCCAGUUUCAUACACAAGAACGAGAUUCAUUUUCAUAACAAAACGUUUUUAUUACGACAAAAGACAACGUUCCUGUUCACAUAUUUGUUGUAAUUCUAUUUCUUUGGUCUUAUAAAACAUCGAAGCAGAUCCCUUUAUGACUGGKAAUAUUUGAAGUGGUUUAGAUAAUCUCUGUGGUGUUUGGCUGAUCUCUUUAUCUGUUGCAUGAAGGACACGAGUGAAGCACUGAUAGACGAUGCUGUCUUUUUCUUGCUAAUAUACAAGCUAAAGAUUUUGCAGAUAGUAAAAUGAUACUAGGAAAUAAAAUCGCACGGAGUGUCACUAGUUAACGAGAGGGUUUCYCUAGCAGCAUUGUUGUAGGACAGGAAAAAUGCAACAACGUUUGAAUCAUAAGGGAUUUUUAAAGUUGCCCUACAGCAUGGGUGCCAAGAAACCCAUUCAUAGACCCCUUGCAAUGAGUCCCAAGAGGAAUUGUUCUGGGGGGCAAAACAAUUUUUGUAUAAGAAAAGACGGUCUAUUGGUUUGUCCCCCAGAACAAUUCAGCCUCUAGGGUAUCAAUGCAAGGGUUCUAUAGAGCGUUUUCACUCACGUGGCAAGGCGGACAUAUUGGUUUUACCAAACAAUAGAAACUUUCUGCACAGUUUUUGCAUCAAAAUAAAGUUCAGUUCCCCGAGGAUAGAAUAUGCUUUGUUUUGGUACACUAAAGCCCCGUUUACACUGGCGAUUUUUGCGGCGAUUUUUGUGGCAAUUUUUGGAAAUAUGAAAUCUUUCUCAUCCUUCAAAAGAGACAUUCGUCUAGGAAAAUCUUGGUAUCCUGAAAAAAACUUUACAAGUAAAUUCUUUACCAUUAUUUAUUACGGACAAAAUCGCAGCAAAAAUCGCUAGUGUAAACGGGGUUUAACAUGGUCGCUGUGACGUCACGUGAAAACCCUCUAUAGAGUCAUGGUGUAAUCAUAUAUUAUAAAUUAUUCACAGGAAUCCCAAACAAGAAAAUAACAAUCUAAAUCCAUAGAAUAAAUAAAUAAGUAAAAUUCAUAGUGAUUCCAAAAAAACUGCUUGAUGUUUUAUAAGCCUAGAGCUAAUCAACUAGUGAUUUAAAAUCAGGGGUACAUAAAAAAAUGUAUGGUCAAUGAUCCAAUAUAAUACAUAGAUAUUUUUAUGAAAAGAUAAUUUUAUUUUGUUUUUUGUAGCAAUCCAAUCAAACAUGAAAAAGAUGAAAAUAAAAUUUG